AUGGCGGUCCUGAUCCUCCAAUCUCCUCUCCAAUUAUGCCUCUUCGCCAUCAUACUCUCAUUCGUGUACAUAGUCUCUUUCCUCUUCUACAAUCUUUUCCUUCAUCCCCUUCGUAAGUUUCCCGGCCCAAUUUACAAUAGAGCCAGCGUAAUUUCGAAGCUCUACUUCCUUUCCAGAGGCAAACUUAUCUACCACAUUGAGGAUCUCCACAAGCGUUAUGGCCCGGUAGUAAGAAUUGCUCCCAACGAGCUUUCUUUCACGGAUCCUCAAGCAUGGGAAGACAUCUUCAUUCGGCAGCCUCCCGGCAUUGCCAAGACUAGCCACAGCCAUGCUCUGGCACCAGACAUGGCCUUCUACAAUCCAUUCGGGGAUUUGCCCCCGUCGGUGAUCAGUUCUGAUGAUGAGGCGCAUCACCAUCUUCGGAAGAAGCUGGUCCCUGGCUUUAGUGAUCGGGCAAUGAAGGAGCAAGAGCCUCUCAUUGGAAGCUAUGUCGAUCUUUUGAUACGAAGACUCCGGGAGAACAGCACUGAUGCCACGGGGAGACCUCAAAGUGUCAACAUGCGCGACUGGAUCGCCUACACCACCUUUGACAUCAUCGGCAACCUCACAUUUGGGGAAGAUUUUGGAUGUCUCGAAGGCAGUGGUUAUCAUCCAUGGAUCGCGCUUGUGCUGGGUAGCUUCAAAGGCCGUGUCAAGAUUCAGAUCUUCAAUGCUCUUGGCUUCCUAUGGUCUGCAAGGAUCAUGAGGUGGCUGGGCGGUAAAGCCCGCCAGAUGCAUUUUGAGCUAGUCUUGAGCAAAACGAAAAAAAGAAUCGGGAUGGGUACUAACCGAAGCGAUUUCAUGGACACGCUGAUAAAGGACGGUAUGAGCAUAGAUGGGCUCAAGAGGAAUGCGACAUUGCUGGUCAAUGCUGGCAGCGAGACCACUGCGACGCUGCUCACGGGAGCUGUUUUUCUUCUCGCAACGCACGAAGACGUGCUAAAGAAACUCGUUGCCGAAGUACGAGGCCGAUUCCAGCGGCCAGAAGACAUGACUCUCAGCAGCGUAGCCAGCCUGACUUAUAUGCUCGCUGUCUUGGACGAGGCUCUGCGAGUCUACCCACCCGAUGCAGUCUCCUCGCCGCGCCUGGUUCCUGCUGGAGGCCAUGAGAUUGCCGGGUCGUUUGUUCCCGGGGGCACCCGCGUCGGAAUCUGGCAAUGGGCCAUGUAUCGUGACGAACGGCUCUUCCUCGAGCCAUCUCGCUUCGAUCCUGACCGCUUCUACAACAAGGGAGACGAAAAGUCGAAAUAUGCCGGCGAUCGACUCGACGCUGUGAAUGCCUUCCUGCUCGGGCAAAGGAGCUGCAUCGGGAGGAACUUGGCUUAUGCUGAGAUGAGACUCAUCCUGGCAAGGUUAAUCUGGGAAUUCGAUAUGGAGAUUGAUCAAAAAAGCGAGAAUUGGAUGCACGGACAAGAGAAUUUUGAGCUGUGGGUAAAGCCAGACUUGAAUAUCCAUUUGAAAACGGUAGAUAGGGGGCAGUAA
Messenger RNA from Trichoderma gamsii, 1521 nucleotides. RefSeq names its product cytochrome P450. The coding region runs from base 1 to 1521 and encodes 506 amino acids. Gene Ontology annotation, molecular function: oxidoreductase activity, acting on paired donors, with incorporation or reduction of molecular oxygen; monooxygenase activity; iron ion binding. NCBI's taxonomy places the organism in Eukaryota, Fungi, Ascomycota, Sordariomycetes, Hypocreales, Hypocreaceae. The record is from RefSeq and is a predicted model, not a curated record. The transcript has 2 exons.